AUGUCGCAAACAGUCGGAAGGACCCGUCUCGCCUACUCGAGAACAUGGCAUCAUAUCGACGUCGGCUCCGACAGCCGCUCCCUCGGCCGAUUAGCUUCCUCCAUUGCAGUCUUUCUGAUGGGUAAACACAAGCCCAUCUGGGACCCAUCCACCGAUUGCGGCGACUACGUUGUUGCAGUGGGCUGCCGUGACAUUUACACCACGGGCAAGAAACGCUAUCAGAAGAAAUACUACACACACAACACUCGCCCCGGUAGUUUGAAGAGCAUGACCAUGGACAAGAUGUUUGAGAAAUGGGGUGGUGGUGAAGUUUUGCGGAGAGCGGUACGGGGCAUGUUGCCGAAAAACCGUCUACGUGAUAAAAGACUGGACAGAUUGAAGACAUUCGAAGGUUUUGCCCACCCUUACAAGAAGAACAUUAUUAAAAUCCAGGGGAGAUCCGUCAUUGGUAAGCUGCCAGAAGUCCAGGCAGCUUUCAAAAAGGAAGAGAAGCCCGUGGCAGAGACUCCUGCACCUACUGCGAACUGA
Molecule: messenger RNA, 528 nt
Organism: Talaromyces rugulosus
Lineage: Eukaryota; Fungi; Ascomycota; Eurotiomycetes; Eurotiales; Trichocomaceae
Exons: 3
Coding region: 1-528 (175 amino acids)
Biological process (GO): negative regulation of translation; translation
Cellular component (GO): ribosome; mitochondrial large ribosomal subunit
Molecular function (GO): mRNA binding; structural constituent of ribosome
Source: RefSeq, a predicted model, not a curated record